This is a messenger RNA of Clonostachys rhizophaga, 786 nucleotides long. The record is from the annotation of a GenBank genome assembly. NCBI's taxonomy places the organism in Eukaryota, Fungi, Ascomycota, Sordariomycetes, Hypocreales, Bionectriaceae.
AUGUUGACAGAGGUGGGUGUGCACAAACGAUUUCCUGAUGGAUACAUCUAUCCCUACAAUAUCUGGGAUUUCGCCAGGCCGAGCUUCUUCUGCCCACACGACUUGGAGAGAGUAGGUACUCUCGGCGACGGUGGGAAAGUCGUCUGCGGUAUGUCUCAAUACGAGAACAUAUCACCCGGCCCCUCAUCUACGAGUAAUCACGCCCCCGAACUUAUCGUAUAUUCUUUUGGAGUCAGUGAUGACUCCUCCUUCGAGGCUUCACUACUCGAGCGCACCAAUGCCAAGAUCUGGGGUUAUGACUUCAGCGUGGAGUCGUGGUCCGAAGAAAUCAGGGAGGAUCAGUAUGAUCGAGCUUAUUUUAUGAAAGCCGGUAUUGGCAGGUCAGAUGAGAACGCUAACCCGCCAAUGUACACGGUUCAAGACGUCAUGAGGAUGAAUGGCCACUCUUAUGUCGACAUUAUUAAGAUGGAUAUUGAGGGGGCGGAAUUUGACGCGCUAACAUCUCUAAUUGAGUUUAUCCAGAGCGAGGAUAGUCAUGGAAAUAUGCCAUUCGGGCAACUUCUCCUGGAGAUUCAUUUCAUGAGGGACCCUCAAGGGUUUAGCAUUCCCAAAACCCUUCGAUCUUGGGUGGAUUGGUGGGAGUCACUUGAGCAAAUGGGUCUUCGACCAGUGAAUAAUGAAGGUAACUGGAUCGGAGAUGCACAGUUUGGAAGGCCAAGGUUUAUGGAGUAUACCUUCAUCAACGCGGUAGACUAUGAACGGAACAAGCUCUUACCGAGCCAGUGA